AUGCUGAGCAGGAUGGAGAACGGGGAAUCCGAGCAGGAGAUAUUGCUAGCUUCGGAUGAGGACACUGGCACCAAAGCGGAGCCUCUUCCAAAGGUGGCCCAGGUCAUGAAUUUUGUUCUUGAAGGUUUCCAGAAUCAAACAGUGAAAGAUCUUUUCGAAUCCACGUGCGCUACCCUGUUCAAGCCUGACCACAUGGCUACCAUCAAAGUCGGGUCUGUUUGCAGUGGCUUGGGUGUAGCUGAAAUGGUGUUUGACCACUUGCACUAUGCCCUGCAAGAGUUACUCCAUGACGGGAAGGGUGUCCAGUUGAAGGCUUGGCCACAAAUUGGUAGUAGUAUGUUGUAUUCCUUGGUUGUGUUCAAACUAUCAUACCAAGUUAACUCAUGGUACCCACUAUCUCAUAGCCAAUCCCUGUCAGUUCGAGACCGUUUUCAUGUGCGAGAUCGAGGGGUGGAAACCCUAAAGGUCAGGCAAGGUUAUUUGGCGCAAAAUAGGUAA
Molecule: messenger RNA, 498 nt
Organism: Cladocopium goreaui
Lineage: Eukaryota; Dinophyceae; Suessiales; Symbiodiniaceae
Source: the annotation of a GenBank genome assembly